GAUAGCCCACGCUAUGUUUGCAGUUAGAAGGUGUAACGGAACUUGUUCUAGUCCUCUUUAGCCUACUACACGUUGCAAGGUCGAUCUAAUGGAUUUUACAAGCACUCUCUAUUCGAUCAUAAGGACGCUAACGAUGUUUAUUUUAACACAACGCAGUUUUAUGUAAAAUAAGAGUGACGUAUUAAAAUAUCUUUAGUAAUGAUUGCAUUUAUUCUCUUGUAAAAUUAUUCACAUAACAGUGAUUACGAUCACAACUGUUGGCUCUUUGUGAUCAGGACAAUUUAAAACUAACACACAUAGCUGUAUCUUAAUAUUAAAUAGUAAAUGAAUAAUCAUCGAUGUGACCAAUUUUAGUGCAUGAUAAGUAUUAUCCAUUAGGUAGACAGAGCGCACUGUCAUCACUAAGUGAUAUACCGUUCCGAGAUGUCCUGAAUUUACGUGCUUUUUUAAUUAUUAAUAUAGAGAGCUAUUAUAGUUGCCUAUGUGUCAUGGAAAUAAUUUUCUUGAAUUUUUCAAAGCAUCUUUUAAAAUUUUAUAUCUCUUUUUAUAAGUAGAAAAGAAGGUAGUAAUAUGAACCUUUUUCCAUGUACUUUUUGUACAAUAAUUUUACUAAUAAUUAAUAUUUUAAAUCGAAAACUUGAUGCGUGGAUUACAUUCGUUAAUGUAUUUAAUGAAUUUUAGAACAAAGAAAAAAUAUGUAUUGCUUAGGCUGUUAUCUAUAAAAACGUGAUAACACUGCAUAAUAGUUUGAAAAAGAACAGGGAAAAAAUAGAUUUUAAAAAUGUAUUUUAAAAUAUAUUAUUUUGUUAUAAAAUUAUAUGUUUAAUCAAAGUAAAGAGAAAAUAUUGCAGAAUGUAUGUACUUAUAUAAAUUCUCUCUCAUAUAGAUUAUACUAUUAAAAAUCUAUAAUGCAUGUAAUAUAAACUAUAUUUACAGAUAUUAGCAGUAAACAGAAAAAAACUACAAUAAACAUAUUUAAUAACUUCUUUAGUAUAAAAGAGAGUAUUAUUAAGCCUGUUGAGAUAUCAGUACGUUUCAGAGGUUAUUUUAGCAAAAUUCCGUUCUUUCGUUUAACUUGGUAUACUUUUAAAUGUAUAUUUACAGCAAAAAAAAAUUAAAUAAAAAGGAAACACUCAAAUGUACAUAUAUUCACUUAAUAAUUAAAAAAUGAGAAAGUGUGUAAUUAAGUGUUGAAAUAUAUAUCUUGACAAAAUUUUAAAGUGCUCAUAAGUAAAUGUCUUGUAACAAAUGUCAGCUGUUGUAUAUACCAUAUUGAUAUAUCAGCAUCAAUAAAUGAGCUGCUAAAUAGAUAAUUCCAUAAGUAAUUAUUAGAAUUCGUCACAUAAUAACGGAGAUUACGAGUGGUCAUAAUCCAUACAAGGCUGUAAUACUACCUUCUCUUCUAUACGUACAGAAUAUGUACAAAAAAAAACUUUAUGUACAAUAAAAAAAUUCUUUGAAGAAGACAUAUUACAUCAAUAAAACACGUUCACGCUAAAUGAUAGAAAAACAAGAGGACUACUGGCUAUAAAUGAAGUAAUUAGUUAACAUUAAAUGUUGUCGUAAAAUUAGCCAAAUCUUCCGCAAUCCUUUUUUUAUUCUUAACAUUUCUCAUCAGUAUCUACGCACAAUGAAUAUUGCAACAUCGUCGAAUUACCGAUCAUCACGGGAAGAUGUUCGGUAGAAGAUAUUGCGUGCGUGGCCCGCGGGCGAUCGCGCUUUCCAUUCACACGGUCAUUCACGGGGCCACAGCCGUGCGCGGAUUAUAGCGAAACGGCGGAGGAUGAUGCGAGAGAAGAGGGAACAACAUUCUGCAGCAUCGGCGGUGAAAUUUCGGCAGGUGCACACCGACGAGAACGUGCGUGCACGCACACCUACGCACCGGGGAACGGCGCGUCCACGUGAAAGGCAGUGAACGGUAAAGAAUCAGGUAUUUAAAUAAGGAACCGGAUGGUCGAUCCAGCGGGUGGCUCGGUAGAGGACGCCACGACUACCACUUAGCCCAGGCAGGUACCUGUCUGGCGACUACAAGCCGACUUGGAGAGAACUCGUUCUCGUCCUUCCACGGUUCUCGCCUUUCUCCCCUCUCCCUUCCCUCCGGCUCUCCCUUUUCCCCGUGGACGGCCCGACGGUUUCCCACUCCAGCUUUUGCUGUAUGCCUGUGGUCCCAGGGCCCCGACUCCAGUCCCCACCCGGACCGCGAAACUGCAUGAGUGAGUGUCAGCGGCACUCAGUACAGUUACUGACGUUCCGUGCUGUGAACGAUCGCCGGUUGAUCGUCGUCGUCGUCGUCGUCGUCGUCGUCGUCGUCAUUGGCUUUAACCGAGUCUGAGUCGAGUGUGCAAUCGCGAUUUGCUAUGCGCCGCUCUUGAUACACAUAUGCAGUCCGUGAAGCUUAUCGAGUGAGCGACCGGUGAGUUUGUAUGCACGUAUGGAUGAGACCGUCACGAUGACCGUACCACCGCCACUGCCCGUGAAGACACAUGCCCGGGAUACGAGCCAGGCCGCGCGGCAGCAGACUGUGUCAAUCCGGACCGUUUCCCCCUCCGUCACGCCGCCGCUCGCCACCGGGCCAGGGGCAACGGUAUUCGUUGGAGUUAGCGCUCCUACCGCCGAUUCCGCGACAGCCUGCAGGAGAAGAAUCCCGGAAGUGCAAACGGCGAACGGCGGCUGCGAGGAGCGGAGCAACGUCGUCGAAUCGUCGCGGCAGCAGCAGCAGCAGCAGCAGCGGUGGCAACAACAAUCGCAGCAUCAGCAGGCCGCGCACAUAGUGAAGAUCAAGAUCAAUCCGGAUGGCGACAAGAACGGUAGGGUGAUAUCGACGGUACGGUUGACCCUGGACGAGAACGACCGGAAUCGGGAGAUUGAGAACGGUGCCGCGCGCGAACGUUCGGGCAAACGCGGUGACGGUGCGGUGGUGGUGAGUGCGACGAAUCUGGUGAACGAGCGACACCGCGCGAGUGCCGGUGCCGGUGAGGGUUGUGUGAGGAUCAGUGUCUUUAGCGGCGACUCGGCGGCUGGCUCCGACAAUCGGGAGCGCAACAACAACAACAACAACAACAACAACAACAACAACAACAGCAGCAGCAGCGACGACGGCGAUAAGCAUAGUCAGGACAAGGACGGGGGCGACAACAGAGACAUGGUGCACCGCGGUACCACGGAAACCCUGAACCCGUCGACCCUCGGCGGCCGUUCGAGUACCUGUUUCUACUACAACUCUUAUCAGAGUCCGUUGAGCGGCAUGGUCAUGUCCAGCGGACAGUGCUCGCCCAGCGACACCCUGGACAGUGGCACUUGCAGCGACCUCGACGGGACGCCGCCGCCGCUGCCAAAGAAGAAGAACUCCAGCACGGUGAUACUGUCCAGCGGCACGCACAACCGGACCGGCAGUCUUACCAGCAGCGGCGCCGAGGUCGACAGCGACGACAAUGAGAGCAACAUCAGCUGCGAUUCCCUGAACGGUGCCGAGGUGAACGGCGACGCCGUGAAUGAAUACCGUGUGCACGGCACGUCGAAGGACGUUGAGGAAACGAUGGGCGUCGUCGAGAAAUUGGGCCGGAUCGCGCUGGCGAACGGCGUUGAUCGCGACGUGAUCGUGGAAUCGAACGGCGGCGUCCGUCACCAGGUCUCGAUAACGGAACUCGGCUGCGCGCCACGCUCGCCGACGUCGUCGGCCAACGUUUCCCCGUCGCCGUCCGGAACGUCGUCCCUCUCGAAGGCCUCCUCGACGCCGCGGGUGAGGAGCCCCGAUCCCGCGGUCGAGCAAAACGGCCAGUCGCCGGUAAUUAAAGAGUGCACGUACGAGGAGAGGAAGCAACGGGAACAGGAGAGGAUAGAACAGGAGUGCGUCGAUACCAAUCGGAAGCAAUCGACCGGUCGCAAAUAUCUGUACGAGGACGACAGGUACUACAAUUUCCACGUGAACGAGUUGCGCGAUAAUAAUAAGAAGAACUCGAACGGCGUGCACGGGGUGGCUGAGAACGAGGAGUGUUUCGCCGGUUAUAAAAUCCACGACAAGGAAGCCAUACGAAGUGCCAAAGGGACCGUGCGCGGUGUGAAGAAUAGAGUACGAGCGGGCAUCGCGACAUUUUUGCAGUCGCCUACCUCCAAGGCCUAUGUGGAAAGAGAAAAGGGCAGAGUGGUGCUUUACACGACAUCGUUGGGCAUCGUUAGAGAGACCUUUACCAAUUGUAUGAAGAUGAAGCAAAUGUUGUGGACAAAUAUGGUCAAGUACGACGAAGCGGAUUUAUUCCGCGACACGGAAUUACAGACCGAGCUCAGGGAUCGGACCAAUUCGGAAGUCGUAACAUUGCCACAACUCUUCGUCGAUGGUCAACACAUUGGGGGUGUCGACACCGUCGAACGACUUAACGAGUCGGGAGAACUACGCCGCAUACUGGAGCCUUACCAGUGUAAGGAUGCAUGCGCUGUUUGUAUCUACUGCGGCGGAUUCCAGCGGCUGCUAUGUCCCAUCUGUCACGGCAGCAAGAGAUCUGUCCAUCGCAACGGGUUCACCGUGGAAUUCGUUGCCCUAAAGUGCGCCAAAUGUGACGUUUUCGGUAUGAUACGGUGCCCACAUUGCUGAAGAAAGUUUCCGCGAGAGAAUCCACGUACACCUGCUCAAAUCAUUUCUCUUAAUCUUAACGACCGUCUACUAACUUAUAUCUCUAUUUAAGGUGCUACGAGAAUUAUAUUUUAUGCUAUGCUUCUUUAAGCAAAGGACAUACACGAAACACAUACAAACACUAACUAUUCGCGUAGCCGCGCUGUCGCAUGUUGUAAGAUAUCGGUUAAUAAAAACUUUGUGUAAAGUUUUGUAA
This is a messenger RNA of Monomorium pharaonis (pharaoh ant), 4823 nucleotides long. RefSeq lists its product as uncharacterized. The coding region runs from base 2432 to 4588 and encodes 718 amino acids. NCBI's taxonomy places the organism in Eukaryota, Metazoa, Arthropoda, Insecta, Hymenoptera, Formicidae. Gene Ontology annotation, biological process: sensory perception of sound. The record is from RefSeq and is a predicted model, not a curated record. The transcript has 5 exons.